Rotaria sp. Silwood2 is the source of this 1740-nucleotide messenger RNA. NCBI's taxonomy places the organism in Eukaryota, Metazoa, Rotifera, Eurotatoria, Philodinida, Philodinidae. The record is from the annotation of a GenBank genome assembly.
AUGUCGAAUAUAUUUCAAGACAUUUCAAAUCGUGGUAUUCUUCCACUUACUAAAGAAUAUAAGCAGUGGCUCAAUGAAUCAUGUGAUACAAUAGGAAAAAUUUUACCAUUUCAAGGAAUAAAAUAUUGUCAACAAAACGAUUCGUGUCAAUGUAAGACAUGCAAGAAAGAUCGAAUACUUGAAUGGCCUUACGAACGUUCCUUAUCGGCUAAUCUUUUAUACUUAACCGGAAUUAAAUUGGAUGAUAUUAAUUAUCUCGAAGUAACAACAUUUGAAGAAACUCUCAUCUCUAAAUAUCUCAGAAACAUUACAGAAUUUUGGAAAUAUGUUACAGAAGUAUGCUUAUUAGGUGGUGACUACGGUACCGAAACAUUGGCAGCAUUUAAUAAUGGAAAAUUUGAUAAAAAAGUUAUUAAUCAACGCUAUCAAAAUAUUAUAAGAACUUCAAAUUUUAUUACGAUUAAAACUUCUACUAAUAAUCAACAAGAAUCAAACAUCAUGAAUAAGACUUUAAAUGAAAAUGAAUCAGGUCAAAAAAGAAACAAUCUUAAAAAAAAAUCUCGAAAAUUUUUUCAACGUACAAAAUUUUUUGGUAAUCAUCUUUAUCAAUCAAGAUUCAAUAAGGCCACAAAUGAUACUCAUACAUUUUCAACAUGGGAAUCAUUUAUAUUCAAGAAAAGUGAUAUGCAAUCACAUAUUCGAUCAAAUGUAGAUCCAACUUUGUAUUUAUAUGAUUAUUUGCUUGUGUCUAAUGAUAUUUUUAAAGAAAAAUUCUUACAAUCACUAAUGGAUGAAUAUGAACGACAACGUUGGAAUCAAUUAUUUAUUAAUGAAGAAAUUUUAACAUUUACUCGAAACUUAACUCAAUAUAAAAAUAAAUUAAGUUACUUAAAUUUACAAUAUGAACAAUGGACCUAUUAUCAUCAACUUGGAAUAAAAGAAAGAAUUUGGAAUGGUCGUGUUUCAAAGAAAAUGGCUAUGGUCAACUCAAUGUGUGUAAGUUAUGGUCGUUCGAAAGCAUUAAUUCGACAGCGCCAAAAUUAUUAUCAAAAUGAAAUCAUCCAAUGUAAGCAACAAAUUGAAGAUUAUGAAAAACAAAUGCCAAUAUCAGUUGAUUUGAAAAAAAUGACAACUCUUAUUUUGCACUUUAUUAAAAAAGAACAAUAUCCAUUAUGUCUCGCCUUGGAACAACAGCGGCAUAUGUUAAAAUUUGAUGCUGAAGAUCACCGAUCAGUAGAAAAAUUCUAUCAACUAAAUCCAAGAAAAACUGACAUCGCUUCAGCAAAAACAAUAUGGAAGGCUACGGAUUAUGUGCAAUUAUUACAACAUGAACUUAGUCUUUUCAAGAAAUGGAUAUCACUUCCAGCAGCAUCAAGGACAAUGCCUCAUCUUAUGGAAUUAGGCCUCACUAAAGUGAAUGAAUUUUUUACAUUAACUCUUACCAACAAAGUACUAUUGAACGUAAUAUCAACAAAAAAUAACGAAGAAAAUCCAUCGAAACAAAUGGUAUGUGAAACAAUAGACGAAGCUGUUAUUAUAAUUGAAAAAACUAUUAAAACAUUUACUCAAAUUGCAAUUGACGAAAAAACGAAACUUAUCAUACAAAACGCUAAAUUCGACAGAUUACCAACAGUCCAAAAUGUGAUCGAUGCAAUUGAUAAUCGCCAACAAAAUAUGAUUCAACGUGCUCAAUAUCAUAUGGAACAAACAAUAAUGAUAAAAUUUCCAGAAAACUUAUGA